AUCCCACUCGGGCCAAGCCACACACAACCAUCUCUUUAGAAUGACCAAUGGGAACCGAGACAGUUCUGCUCCAAUCAAAAGUAUGGAAAUUGUACUUAGAAUUUGCAUAUUAUAUUUAUUAUAAAAUGAUUACGUGCUACGAACUCCCCCAGUUACUUAUUGGAAUAAUACAAAAUAAGAAACAUAUAAGCCAUCAGGUAAAGUAGCCGAAAGAGUUGUCAAAAACAUGACACGUUACGUUAAAGGCUUUUAAUGCUUUACACUGAAUAACAAUGCGGAAAUGCAAUAAGGAUACGAGCACUUGAUACAGUGCGUUAUCUAUAUUUAUUUAUUAAAACGUUUGCCUUUAUCGUUCUUUCGACUCGAAGGAGAAUAAUAAGCUAUAAAAGAAAAGCUGAAGACCAUCCUUACCCCCUCGUCAUAUUACGUCAGUGCACCUACCCUACAGUGUAGCUGGGGAAACGUGGUUUCAACAAGGUCCGCUCUCAGGCUAUCUUUAGUGCAGUCUUCUCUGCUUGACAACACAUUUCUGUCCGUGUUUCCUGAAGCCUUGAACGUUAUCAUGUCCGGUCGAGGAAAAGGCGGCAAGGGGCUUGGGAAAGGUGGCGCAAAACGUCACCGUAAAGUUCUCAGAGAUAAUAUUCAGGGAAUUACUAAACCAGCUAUACGCCGUUUAGCGCGCCGUGGUGGUGUUAAGCGUAUAUCGGGUCUUAUAUACGAGGAAACUCGAGGCGUACUGAAAGUUUUCCUAGAGAAUGUCAUUCGUGACGCUGUGACCUACACAGAACACGCCAAGCGCAAGACGGUGACCGCUAUGGACGUAGUGUACGCUCUAAAGCGUCAAGGACGUACGCUGUACGGUUUUGGUGGUUAAAUAUCAUCCGGACGGUUCAUUUGGUAAACAAAGGCUCUUUUCAGAGCCGCCCAAAUAUUCGUUUGAAAAGAGCAAAUUUGAAAAUAAAUCCUUUCUAUAGUUUAUUUUAGGCUAUAGUUUGUGAAUUGUCGAAGGCAAACCUUUUAUGGUUUUUAUGUGGUUUCUUUAUUAUAUUUAACACAAUAUAAUAUUCAUACAAUGCCUUCAUUUUAAACAUAUAAUAUGCCUAAUAUUUCCACACACCGAUGUAUACAGUUUCAAUAUAGAAUAUACGUUUAAAAAAGUAGCUACAAUGUUUCUUCACAGAGAUGCCAUAUAAGAACCAUUAUGGUAACCCCCUUUACAGAUCCACUCAGCCAAAAAUGGUUCUUCUAUGCCGGGGCCCCUCAUUGUUUUCAUCAAUAUUCAAAGCUCCCCUCUCACUAUCCUGUAAAAUAAGAGCUUAGCAUUAACAUUCAUCAGCCAAUUAAUAAUUAUGAUUUGUGUUUAGCUUAGGUAAAUGUAUUUCAAUGCUUAUUAUGUCUUAUUUAAAAAAUAGUCAUCUUUAGGCUCCUUUAAAAGUCAACUGGGGCACCCUGUUGAAAACCACUUUUUAUGUGUUGCUGAGAAGCACUCUUAAGAUUGUAGCAGAUUCUAACAAUAAAAAGGAUCAAUGAUCAGCAGUAUAAAUUAUAAAGAUUGAUUCACUGUGUUAUGAUUUACAAUCUUACUUAUCACCUGUAAUAAAUGUAACAAUCUAGCACUGAUUAUGUUCACAUUGCAUAGACAGAGGGGAACUGCAGCACACACAUCCAAGUGAAAAGUUUUUCUACAGACAUUAUGGCCCAGUUUCACAGACGCUUAAGGCUAGUCCCAGACUAAAAUGAAUGUGUGACCUGUCUUAAGUGAAUAUAACUUGCCCAGAAAUAUCUUUAAAAAUAUCAGUGGCAUUGUUUUGUUUCAAGAUGCACAGCAGUAAUGUAUUCUUCUAAGGCAUUUUUAUAAAAGCGACACAAAUAUCUUAAUUCAACUAAGGCGUCCUGUAUCCAUAGCUAAGCCGUGUCUGUGAAACCAGGCCUAUGUUUGUUCACUGAGGAACUAACAAAUUUGGUAAGCCUUUUUUAAACCUAAUAAACAUAUAAAAUAUAACUGCUCUAUUAAGACUGCGAUAGGUAAUACUGUGAGAAGCACUAACGUUAUAUAAAUGAAGUAUGCACAUUCAAGUCUUGCUGUAUAAAUAUCAUGGACUUAUGGUUGCUCAGAUCUCUACAGUUUUUUGUAUUUAAAAAAGCGUUAAAUGAAACGCAACAAAAUGAAUGAAAAGCAACAGUUAAACUAGUAGACCUACUCUUAUUUUAGAUUUUGUGACUUGAUAACUGUUUACUCAUAAACUAACCUCUCAGAUUUUGCCUCAUUGUUAUAAGUCAUAUAAAGCUCUUCACACAAUGUUCAAACCUGGU
Messenger RNA from Triplophysa dalaica, 2313 nucleotides. RefSeq lists its product as uncharacterized. Gene Ontology annotation, molecular function: DNA binding; protein heterodimerization activity; structural constituent of chromatin. Gene Ontology annotation, cellular component: nucleosome. The coding region runs from base 563 to 874 and encodes 103 amino acids. Gene Ontology annotation, biological process: nucleosome assembly. The transcript has a single exon. Lineage: Eukaryota; Metazoa; Chordata; Actinopteri; Cypriniformes; Nemacheilidae. The record is from RefSeq and is a predicted model, not a curated record.